Messenger RNA from Centropristis striata (black sea bass), 4490 nucleotides. It is a transcript of the gene abi1a, whose product is annotated as abl-interactor 1a. The coding region runs from base 65 to 1759 and encodes 564 amino acids. Lineage: Eukaryota; Metazoa; Chordata; Actinopteri; Perciformes; Serranidae. Gene Ontology annotation, molecular function: SH3 domain binding. The record is from RefSeq and is a predicted model, not a curated record. The transcript has 12 exons. Gene Ontology annotation, cellular component: intracellular anatomical structure; lamellipodium.
GGCUGGUGGCUGUUUCAAUCAAAGGGAAGGCAGAGGGAAGGGAGGCUCUGCGGAGAGAUGUAAGAUGGCAGAGCUACAAAUGUUGUUAGAGGAAGAGAUUCCGGCCGGUAAAAGAGCGCUUGUGGAGAGUUACCAAAACCUCACCAGAGUAGCAGACUACUGCGAGAACAAUUAUGUCCAGGCCCAGGACAAGAGGAAAGCUCUGGAGGAGACCAAAGCCUACACCACCCAGUCCCUGGCCAGCGUGGCCUACCAGAUCAAUGCCUUAGCCAACAAUGUACUGCAGCUGCUGGACAUCCAGGCCUCGCAGCUGCGGCGCAUGGAGUCCUCCAUCAACCACAUCUCUCAGACGGUGGACAUCCAUAAAGAGAAGGUGGCCAGGCGGGAGAUCGGGAUCCUGACCACCAACAAGAACACGUCGAGGACCCAUAAGAUCAUAGCGCCGGCUAACAUGGAGCGGCCUGUCAGGUACAUCAGGAAGCCCGUUGACUACACUGUAUUGGACGACGUCGGCCAUGGCGUUAAGUGGCUAAAAGCCAAGCAACAUGGAAACAAUCAGUCGAUCAGAGGAGGAACACUAUCGAGGACCAAUCCGCCGACGCAGAAGCCGCCGAGCCCUCCCAUGUCAGGGCGCGGCACGCUCGGACGCAACACAUCCUACAAGACUCUGGAGCCGGUGAAGCCGCCCACGGUGCCCAACGACUACAUGACCAGCCCCGCCCGACUAGGCAACCAGCACGGCCCGCAGCACAGCCCGGGACGCACGGCGUCGCUCAACCAGAGGCAACGCACACACAGUGGAAGCAGCGGGGGCAGCAGCAGCAGGGAGAACAGCGGCAGCAGCAGCGGUAUUGGCAUUCCCAUCGCCGUGCCUACACCCUCUAUCCCCAACUCUGGACCAGCCCCACCCAUGUUUGCUCCACCUGGAGCCCCUCCGCCUCCCCCACCCCCUCCUCCUCCACCUCUCAUGGGCGGGCUCGCCCCCCCAGCACCUCCUCCACCUCCACCACCACCUUUAGUGGUGGCCCCUGGGCCUGGUCUGGGCCCCGCUCCAAUGUCCCAGUUUGGAACCAUCUCGCGGCAGAUUUCGCGGCACUCCAACUCCUCUGUCUCUAUGAUUUCGGCCACGGGCACCUACCGCCGGGCGCCGUCGGUCACUUCCCAGUUCUCCUUGCAGCAGCAGCAGCAACUACAGCAGCAACAGCAACAACAACAGCAACAGCAGCAGCAACAGCAGCAGCAGCAGCAGCAGCAGCAGCAGCAACUGCCUCACAUUAAUGGAGGCACUCCUGGCUACGGCCAGAACUCAAUGUCUAUCGCUCCUCCUCCUCCUCCCAUGCCCCAGCUGACUCCACAGAUACCUCUGACUGGCUUUGUGGCCAGGAUGCAGGAGAGCAUUGCAGAUACUCCUACUCCACCUCCCCCUCCGCCUCCAGAUGACUUGCCCAUGUUUGACGACUCUCCCCCACCUCCGCCGCCUCCUCCAGUUGAUUAUGAGGAGGAGGAUGCUGCCGUCGUGCAGUACAGCGACCCGUACGCUGACGGAGAUCCACAGUGGGCGCCCAAGAACUAUGUCGAGAAAGUGGUUGCCAUCUACGACUACAGCAAGGACAAGGACGACGAGUUGUCUUUCAUGGAGGGGGCGAUCAUUUACGUCAUCAAGAAGAACGACGACGGCUGGUUCGAGGGCGUCUCCAACGGCGUCACCGGACUCUUCCCCGGGAACUACGUGGAGUCCAUCAUGCACUACGCCGACUGAAGGGCAGUAACAGUAAAGUCUAUUUAUUCAGUCAUAUCAUAAUCCACCGAGGGACCGACCGCCGCAAUUCUUGACUCCUGAGACGCAUAGACAUAACUGUAUGAUCCCCUUUUGAUAUGACAGAAUGUUCUUUCCCUUACUGAUUGCAAAUAAAAUAAAAAGUAAUAUCUAUUUAGUUUAUUUUGGUGUUAUAUGGGCGGGUGGGGGACAUUUAUGGAAUAUGUAAAAAAACAAAGUUUCUAAAGAAUUGGACUGCACGUGCUCACGCCGGUUGAACUCAAAGACGAUGGUUACGCAGCUGAAGAUGUACGACUUCAUCUCGCCUGGACAAAAGUCAUUCAGAACCGAAGUAUUAGGUUUGAUGGAACAAAUUAAGGUCAUGUAAACACCUUCAGCUGAAGUGUUUGUACUGUCAGUUGUAUAUAAUGUGAGCUGCAGCCACUCGGGUUACUGUAAUGUGAAUUCAGUGAAUGUCGAUUAUAUGAUAGUUUUCAUUAGUGGCGCCCUCCUCGACUCCACAAGGCUCCGUCGUAAAAUAAGAUGGCCUGUCGGUAAUUUACAAAUUUAAGUAUUGUAUAUGGUAUUUCAAAGACCAACAAUUACUCCUGAAAAUCAGUCUUGGCGUUAAAGCAUGCAAAAAGUUUAAGAGAUAUAAUGUAAUCUUUAAGUUUAUUGCCAUUAUGCUUCCAUUAUGUUGUAAAUGUAUUCACCUUUUUAAUUUUUAUUACUCUGUUGAAAUCACUGAACUUUUUAGACUCUGAAAUGCAAAUGGACAUUUAGAGAGUGAGACCAUGAAGCUUGAGAAAAAUAAAAUAGUUACAUUUUUCGUGCAUUACAAAUCCUAAAUCAACAUUCAAAUGCUAAAUUUAGGGUUUUUUUGCAUGCAUUUCUGCACAGUUGCAGAUAAGAUUAGGCUAGAAUAAUAUUAUAUAAAUACAACCCUGAUUCCCAAAAAGUUGGACAUUGUCUUAAACAUAAAUAAAACAGAAUUCAUUAAUUUGCUAAUCCUUUGUGACAUAUAUUCAAAAGAAGAUACAUUUCAGGUUAAAACUGAUAAACCUUUGCUUUUGUAAAUAUAUAAAUUUGAUGUGUUCUGUUUUUAUUUGCUUUUCACACAGCAUCCCAACUUUUUGGGAAUUGGAGUUGCAUUAUGAAAUUUGUAGAAUUAAACUUUUUUUUCUGUAUCUUGUGAUCCAAACAUUUUCAAUAACUCCAGAACAUUGUGGUCCAAAAGCUACAAUUUACUGAAAAAAGAUAGAUGCAAUCGCUUCCAAAAUUCACCUUUUUUAUGUGACGAAAUAGUCUGCUUCAGUCCAUAUUUGUUGGCUUUUAGCCUUUUAAAACAGCAUUUCCACUGCAGUCCAAACACUUAUUGUAUGCAGGGACCCAUUAACAGGGAGUUCUAGCAGCAAUCUAAUAUGCAUUUUGUUGACAAAACUGAUGAGUAAUAUAUUGAGUAGUAAAGGAAGGUGAUUUAAUAAAAAACCUACUCAUUCAAUCCCAUAAAUUACUUUAUUCAAAUGAAGGAUUUUUUUUGUAUUUCAGACAUUCAAAGCUUCAUUUAAAACCUUAAAAGAAGCUUUAAAUGUAAAAAAAAUAAAAAUAAAAAAUAGACAUUUUAAGUAAAUUCCAGGCUUCCCAGUGGUCUCACUCUCUAAAUGCAAUAAAGUUUGCAUUUGAACUUAAAAAUCCUAAAAAAAAAAUGAAAUGGAGUUUACUUUUUUUGUGCAUUUGGAUCAGUUUGAAGCAAGAGAACACAUUCCAUUUUAGGCUUACCAUCAAGCAUUUAAACAUUAUGUCACAUCACUGUUAUUAACUUUAUACUAAUCCACAUAAACUCUCUGUAGGGUAAAUUGGUAACUGGCAAUAAUGGACUGUGCUUCUGAUAGACAGCGGAUAGAGUGCAGUGAUAAUAACUAGGCUGGAAUUGUCGUGCCUGACACUGCCAUGAGACAAUUCAGACGAAAUGUAGACCAAUAAACAACUCUAAUACCUCCUCAGCCUUCACACAGCAACAGUGACCUGCUCCGGGAUCAACAACCAUGUUGAAUGCUCUGAACAUGAACUCCUCUGGGCUGCACAGGUGUACAUAUUUUAACUCAAGUUAAAUCAGCCAAUCAUUAUCAGCUGUCACUCAGGUCUAGGAAUCAUCUUGAUAAACAUUGUAUUUUUAUUCUGUUGGCCCUCGAACGUACCAUCUAACAUUACCUAAUGACAAGUUUUUGACCAUUUACCAUUUCAGGAUACUGUGGAAGCCUAUUUCUGCCAAUGUGAUGGGAAAAAACAGAUCCUGUAAGUUAUUAUGAGAUACUUUCUCCAAAUAAUGACUUUGAAUCUCAAAAUAACUACUUAUUAUUGAAGAAUAGUAAGAAACUUGCACAAAAUGAUCUCAAUAAUAGGAUCUUUUGAUCAGGUUUCUUAUUACUGUAUGAUACAAAGUCAUUGUUUCAUGUUUCUCAGAGGAUUUUUUUCCCAUCACAAAGCUAAGUUUUCAUCUUGUUUUAUUCCUUUCACUGUCAGAAAUGAGCUUCCAUAAGAAACUGCAGCUUAUGCCUUGAUAUUUUGCCCGUUUGCUUUAGAAAUUCCCACCCCCCCAAAAAAAAGACGUGUUCCGGCUCAAUUUCAUGGGUAGAAGUAUUGAAAUCUAUCUGUCUGCCCUUCAUUUGUACAUAUAAUAUGUUGAUUGAAAAAUUAAUGUACAGUCUUUUAUAAUAAACGAUUCUAUGUACAA